This is a messenger RNA of Chiloscyllium plagiosum (whitespotted bambooshark), 923 nucleotides long. The record is from RefSeq and is a predicted model, not a curated record. NCBI's taxonomy places the organism in Eukaryota, Metazoa, Chordata, Chondrichthyes, Orectolobiformes, Hemiscylliidae.
ACUGCCCCAGGGUGGGGAAGGACACUGCGGCCUCUCAGUGAGCAUUCACCCAAAGGACCUUCCUGCGUUUCCAGGUGUUGCUGUUGAGGAUGCUCCGAGCCGAGGCAGAGAUGUUCCGGACGAGAAUUCGGGAGGAGCUUGAUCGGACCAUGGAAUUCUGGCUCAAACAUUCCCAUGACCAGGAGCUGGGAGGCUUUUUCACUUGUCUAUCCCGCGAUGGGAGCGUAUAUGAUGAGCUGAAAUACAUCUGGCUGCAGGGCAGGCAGAUCUGGACAUACUGCCGUCUCUACCGGACGCUGCCACGUUUUCGUCGGCCCGAGCUGCUGGCCGCUGCGAUCGCCGGCGGCGAAUUCCUGAUGAGCUCCGCCCGGAUCUCGGCUGACUCCCGGAAGCUGGCGUUUGUGGUGACGCGGGACGGGAGGCCAGUCAAGGUGCAGCGCACCAUCUUCAGCGAGUGCUUCUACACCAUGGCCAUGGACGAGCUCUGGAGGGUCACCGGAGACGCGAAAUACCAGAGGGAAGCCGUGGAGAUGAUGGAUCAGAUUGUCCGGUGGGUGCGGGAGGACCCGGCUGGCCUGGGGCGCCCGGAGCUACCCGGAGCGGAGACCGUCAACUCCAUGGCUGUACCCAUGAUGCUCCUGUGCUUGGUGGACCAACUGGAGGAAGGGGACGCCAAGAUGGCCGACAAAUACCGGGAACUGGGGGCGUGGUGUGUCGAACAGAUUCUGCAGCACCUCCAGGUGAGACCGUUCACCCCUCCAGUCUCUGCUACCCUCGGCAGCAUUAAUCCCAGUCCCCUUCCCCGACAGCCCUGCAAUGGAGCCUUUAUCCCAUCAAAGGUUCCGGGAUAAUCUGCAUCCACCACACUUUCAGGCAGUACGUUCCAAUUCACAGCAACUCAAAAAUAAUUCCCCCUCUAUCCC